AAUUGGAAAGGGGCCAGGCCACGCGUUCUUCGUAAAACCUACAAGAGCCGACCCUCCCCAGUCCCCACCCAUUCGCCCAUUUCCAUUCCUAUCCUAUCCCAAAAUACGAGCGAAGCAAAUCUCCAAAUUAAUUAGGAAUGGCGACCCAAACCCCAAACAGUAACGCUACCCCCUUCAUCUUCUUGAUCCCCACCGUCUAUCUGCUCCUCCUCACCUCCGCCCUCUUGGGUGCAUCCAAUUCGGAGGCGAAUCCGACGCCCAAGGCUUGGCCGGAGCAGUUCCACGCGCUGCUGGUAAUGAACUUCAACGGAACCGUGCAGAUAAACAACCUGUGGUACGACUGGCCGAAAGGGAGGAACUUCAACAUAUUGCAGCGGCAGCUGGGGAACGUACUGUACGACCUGGAGUGGAACAACGGCACCUCCUUCUUCUACACCCUGGACUCCACCAGGGAGUGUCGGAGUGCGCAGAUGGGGGUGGGCAUUCUCCGCCCCAAUUGGCUGGACGGAGCCGAGUAUGUGGGGCAGCGCACCAUCGACGGCUUCCUCUGCAAUGUGUGGGAGAAGGCCGAUUUCAUCACCUACUACGAGGACGUCCUCACCCACCGCCCUGUCUACUGGCUCUUCUACACCGGAAGGGCAGCUCAUGUGAUGACAUUCGAAGUCGGAGCAGUGCUGGAAGACGAGAAGUGGCAAGCCCCGUCUUACUGCUUCCCCAUUCAUAGUAAUUAGUCAGUGCGUAGUAGGCGUAGUAGUAGUGGCGGUGAUGGUGGCGGCGAUGGCGAUGAUGAUGACCAGCAGCUGAGGCCUGAGGAUGAGACGACGAGGUACUGCUGUGGAGGAUUCUCUGCCGCCGUCGUCCCUAUUGCUGCUCUGCUUCUUCUCAAUCGAUCAGGGCGAGCUAAGAGCUAAUGGAAUCCUCAUAUGUCAUGAGUCAGUCCACCCCCCAAUUCUCCCUCUUCUCAUUCCAUAACACUACUAUUACAACUACAACCUUUGAGAGUCUCUGUUUCCGACUUAAUUUGAAGCAGCCAAUAAAUGUUAUAUUUUUUCCCCUACAAUGGAAUCCUUCAUUUUCUUUUGCAA
Malania oleifera is the source of this 1085-nucleotide messenger RNA. RefSeq lists its product as uncharacterized. The transcript has 2 exons. The record is from RefSeq and is a predicted model, not a curated record. Bases 138 to 731 code for a protein of 197 amino acids. Lineage: Eukaryota; Viridiplantae; Streptophyta; Magnoliopsida; Santalales; Ximeniaceae.